This is a messenger RNA of Penicillium angulare, 1881 nucleotides long. RefSeq names its product DUF3292 domain-containing protein. The transcript has 4 exons. The record is from RefSeq and is a predicted model, not a curated record. NCBI's taxonomy places the organism in Eukaryota, Fungi, Ascomycota, Eurotiomycetes, Eurotiales, Aspergillaceae. Bases 1 to 1881 code for a protein of 626 amino acids.
AUGAAUUCCCCGGCUACUAAUCCUAGCCACUUGGCAGAUCUCAAUGUCGAAGCUGAAACACCCCCAAUCCCCGAAGGACCGACAGAUAGUCACAUCUUGUCUCAAGUUGAACAAGAUGAAAAGGGCUUAUCGCAACAGGCUGGUGACGACGCCGAAGUCACAGACUUAGGAUGGACUCAACCCUCUGAGCAUUUCGAUGAGGCUUUGAUCGCUGGAUUGUCAAACGAGGAUUUGUGGAUGCUCAUCAGACGAUUUAAUAAGCAAGUCUACAAUGUGAAAGCAGUAUCCAACGCACCUCUCCAGAAUCUGGACUUAACUCGAUCCGAUGACGACGAAUUCUCACCUGAUAAAUUGAGAGCAACACUCGAAAGAUUUUAUACUACUGUGUUUAUUGGAUUGACUGGAUUCGUCAAACAUAUCGCUCGACUACGAUCAUGGAAAGAACCUCGACGGACUACUGCUUUCUGUGCGGUAUACGUUUUGGCUUGGCUACUGGACUCCCUGAUGCCGACACUUCUUGCCACAAUAUUCGCUCUGAUUAUAUUCCCACCCUGUCGCGAUAUUUUGUUUCCUCCCGCGCCACUUGCCUUGGUCGAUAAAAACACCGGCGGUAUCCAGAAGCCAAAGGCUGGUGUUCUAGGCUCUCAUGAUAGUCUCACUGGCGCGCCGGAAAACUUCAAAGGCGAGGCCGCUGAAAAUGAAGCUAGUAACUUGGUGGCUGGGAUUGCUACUGUUGCUGUGGGGAGCGCAGUUGGGAAGAACGAUCAGGCUGUUCCAGAAGAUGCACCGCUUGAAGCAACCGUUCCCGAUGCAAUGGACAUUGUUGCAAAUAGUGCCGAUGCUCGAAGUGCUGCAAAUGGAGAGAUAUCCAAUGAUGCUCGCGAUAAAACUCGCCAGCCUAUGAAACAGUCCGUUCUUGAGGCGGCGAAUAUGCUGAUGCAGAUAAUAAACGACAUCACCGAUAUUUAUGUGCUCAUUAAGACUGCUGGCCUCGUCGUUGGGUUUGUCUUUUUCGGAGAUCCGAUUAUAUGGCGUGGCAUCGAGCUCCUAAAUUCCAAAUAUCCUCAUUGGGAAAACAUUUUGAAGAUUCAAAAUUCGUUACUAAAGGGCGUUCCGACAAAUGCCCAACUAACGCUUACACUCUUGCGAAUCGGCGAGGCCAAUGCAUCGCCACUGCCACCUCCUCCAACCUCAGCAAGUAAGCCACCAUCACGACCAGCUUCACUUCAUCAUGAAGAACUUACCCUCGGUGCCACCAAAGAAGAAAUCACGGAAGCAGCCGCAGCAGAACCCAAGAGCGAGAAACCGCACAGGCUUCCACUUCCUGCUCCCCCGAUAAGAAGAAACGGAUGGUCGGCCAAAGUAAUUGGCCUUUUCCGUGGAACGACAGCAACGGGAGUUGAAAGCAAAAGAGGAAUCGACAAAGUGCGAGCGAUGGUCGGGUCUGUUCAUGCGGCAAAUAGGGUUGGAGUACUUCGCCCGAAAGGCAAAGAAAGCACACCCGUCGGACCUGUGGAAUUCGAAGCCAGAUAUAAAGGUAAGCGUGGAGCGGUGGUUAUUGACUCGACUAAGGAAUCUCCCCUGCUGUAUUUCACGACGGAUAUCAAACAUGGAGACAUCCAAUCGGAAAGUCGAAAGAGCGAUUCGAUACUGUUCAGUAUUCCGGUUUCGGACAUUAAAGAAAUGAAAAAGCAAGGCGGUCUUGGCUGGAAAGGAAAGUUGGUUGUUGGAUGGGCUAUUGGUGGGAAAGAGGUUGUUGAUGGACUUCUUCUUGUGGGCAAGGCGCCGCGUCAAUCCUAUCAGUUGACGGCCAUGGGAACGAGAAACCAGCUUUUUAAUAGGCUGAUUGCCAUUGAUGGACAGGUCUGGGAAUGCUUCUAA